Molecule: messenger RNA, 1747 nt
Organism: Oldenlandia corymbosa var. corymbosa
Lineage: Eukaryota; Viridiplantae; Streptophyta; Magnoliopsida; Gentianales; Rubiaceae
Source: the annotation of a GenBank genome assembly
AAAUAAUCAUUACAAAAACUCAACGAAUCAGAAUAAGAAAUUCUGAAUCGUGACUGCCAUGAUUCUUGAGAAACAUUCAUCAGUGAUUCCCAUCACCAUUGUCAAAUUAUGUCAACUCUGCAGCAGAUCAUGCUCUUCUCUCUGGUGACCAUUUCCCUUCUCUCUUUCUUACUCUUCAUUUUCUCCUCCAAUAACCUCCACCUCCACCACCACCAUUACCACUUCCCCCCGCUCUCAAACUCCUUUCCUCCGCCGCCUAAACUCGCCUACUUCAUCUCCGGCUCAAAUAACGAUGGCCCAAGAAUAUUUAGGCUGCUUCAAGCCAUCUACCACCCCAGGAACUACUAUCUAUUGCACCUGGAUCAGCUUGCAUCGAAUAAACAGAGGGAUCAGCUGGCUGGCAUGGUGGGUUCAGUGCAAAUCUUUGUUGAAGUUGGAAAUGUUCAUGUUGUGAAGAAGGCCGAUUAUGUGAAUGAAGAGGGCUCUUCUCCUCUUUCUUCCGUUCUUCAUGGUGCUGCUGUUUUGUUGAGGUGGAAGAAUGAUUGGGAUUGGUUCAUUAACCUUGCUGCUUCCGAUUAUCCCCUCAUUCCACAGGAUGAUUUUCUCCAUGUCCUGUCUUUUUUGCCUAGAGAAUUAAAUUUCAUGGAGACCAACACCAGCAAGGAAUAUCAGAGAACUUUGGAAGUCAUUGUCGAUCCUCGCCUUUAUCUACGAUCAGCAGGAAAUAUGUUCACUGGCGACCAGACACGUGAAUUCCCGAAAUUAUUCACAUUCUUUGCAGGGUCUCCACAUGUAAUACUCACUCGAGAAUUUCUUAAGUAUGUUAUCCUAGGGUGGGAAAAUUUCCCGAGGACACUCCUAUUAUACUUCUCAAACACUAGGCUUUCCCAUAAAGCCUAUUUCCAGACACUUGCUCACAAUUCACAGUUCUCUCGCGGUGUCAUUAACUCUAAUUUACGAAUCACUUAUUGUAAUGCCUCCAGUACCAAGAGUAGCUAUAAUUUCAUAAGGCCUCUGGACAUUGGGAAAAUGCUGAGCAGUGGAGCUGCUUUUGCUGAAAAAAUCCCAGUUGGUGAUCCAAUUUUGGACAUGAUUGACUCGGUAGCUCUUAACCGUGGACGAGGAGUCAUUGCACCUGGGGCGUGGUGCCUGGGUAGAGCAUGGGAUGGCAGUGUUUCUUGCUCCCAAUGGGGUGAUACUGAUAUCCUGAGACCUGGUCCUGGAGCGAAAAGGUUCGAAAAGCUGCUCCUUGGUUUGAUUGGGAGUGCAUCUUCCAAGUUGAGUUUGCUAUGAUCAGCGAAUGCUUGAUGGAAUCUGUCAUUCCAUGAAGAUUGUAGCAUUGCCUAUACUUUAUGUGUUACAUCAUUUUGUAGUAGCAAUACCAUAUGCUUGCCGGUGAACCCCAACUUUUGGUUUAUUCUCAUUCGUCGACUUUAACAUCGAGAUAUUAAAUCCAACGCAAAUGUCGACGAACCUCAACCUUUUGUUUAUUUUUAUUCGUCGGCUUUUGCGUUGAGAUGAUGAACCCGAUGCCAAAGUCGACAAGCCUCAAACUUUUGAAUUGUUUUCGUUCGUCGACUUUGGCUAGGGAUAAUGAACUCGACGCGAAAGUCGACGAGCUUCAACCUUUCAUUUUUUUCUUGUUCAUUGACUUUGCCAUCGAGAUAAAUAGCUCAAUAACAACGUCGAUGAACCUCAGUUUUAUCUUUAAUCUUUUCGAUGUUGAGAUAAGAAAACUGACAACAAA